This is a messenger RNA of Gastrolobium bilobum, 1185 nucleotides long. Its product is annotated as GDSL esterase/lipase At5g14450-like. Gene Ontology annotation, molecular function: hydrolase activity, acting on ester bonds. The transcript is spliced from 5 exons. NCBI's taxonomy places the organism in Eukaryota, Viridiplantae, Streptophyta, Magnoliopsida, Fabales, Fabaceae. The record is from RefSeq and is a predicted model, not a curated record. Bases 1 to 1185 code for a protein of 394 amino acids.
AUGGCCCCCCUCAGAAAGUUUGCUGCUGUGGUACUACUCUCAUGGUUUGUGUUAUCACUCUCAUUGUUUCUUAGUACGAGAGCUGAGGAACUCAAAUCUUCAAAACCUUGUGAUUUUACAGCUAUCUUCAACUUUGGUGAUUCCUAUUCAGACACUGGCUGCAUGUCAUCAGCAUUUUACCCAGCAGUUUUGCCUUACGGUGAAACUUUCUUCAAUGACCCUGCCGGUAGAGCUUCCGAUGGCCGCCUUAUCAUAGAUUUCAUUGCCAAGCACCUCGGUUUCCCAUACUUGAGCGCAUACAUAAACUCAAUUGGAACAAGUUAUAGACACGGGGCAAACUUCGCUGCAGGAGCAUCAACCAUUAGGCGACAAAACAAGACUUUCUUUGAUGGUGGUAGUCCUUUCACUCUUGAAAUCCAAAUUGCACAGUUUAACCAGUUUAAAGCACGCACUGGGAAGUUCUUCACACAAGCGAAGAAAAAUUCAUACAGAAAGCACUUUCCCGGGCCAGAGGACUUUGCAAAGGCUAUUUACACACUUGACAUUGGGAUAAAUGAUAUUGCUGAUGCUCUUCAAAAUGUAGGAAAGGAAGAUUCUCAAGCAGUGAUCUUAGAUAUUGUGGAAUAUUUUUCAAACCAAGUUCAAAAUUUAUAUGGACUUGGAGCAAGGACAAUUUGGAUACAUAACGCAGGCCCCAUUGGUUGCUUGCCAGUGUCCAUGCCAAUGCACAAUGCAUAUAAUAUUACUCUUGUGCCUGGUUUUCUAGAUCAAAACGGCUGUGUAAAUUAUCCAAACGACAUGGCCAAAGAGUUUAAUAAAGAGCUCAAGAAAAUAGUGGUCAAACUAAGGGCAACGCUCCCUGAUGCUUCAUUAACAUAUGUGGACACGUUCUCCGCUAAGUAUGAACUAAUCAGUAAUGCUAAAAAAGAAGGAUUUGUUGACCCAUCUAAAAUAUGUUGUGGGUAUCAUGAGAAUGGUAAUCACGUGUCUUGUGGGAACAAAGCAAUGAUUAAUGGUAAAGAAAUCUUUGCUGGUUCGUGUGAAGAUCCAUCAAAGUACAUUUUCUGGGAUGGUGUGCACUACACUGAGGCAGCAAAUAGGUGGAUUGCCAAUCGAAUUAUUAACGGUUCAUUCUCAGAUCCACCAGUUCCCAUUAUACAUUCAUGUCACAAAUCGCUAGCAUAG